GGGUCCUUCGCAGAACAUCCGAACUGUGCUGAGCAAGAUCAGUAGCCAGCAGGCGCAAUAUCUAGUCGAUCACGAGUACGAAAUCAUGUCCGGAACAAACUUCAAACCGGAGGAGAAACCUGUGGCCCCGAUCAUUAUUUGCGCAAAAGCCGCCAAGAAGCAGCUAGAGGAAACAAAAACACUCACAGCAACUCUGGAAAACCGGAAAGUCGAAAUUGGAUAUCUCAAGCUGGCGGCCAAACUCAAACAAAACGAACUGUCCGAAAUGUAGAUUCGCAAGGACUUGGCCGAGAAGAAGCUGUCGGUGCUUCAGCAGGAUCACGAAACGAACACCGCCCGACUGCAGAAACAGUACGACGAAGUCUGCCAGCGGCUCAAACAGAAAUAGAAGGAAUUCGAAGGAACUACAGAAACGAUAUCGAUUUAUUGGAAAGCGGAAAGAGCAGCCUUCGCGACAAACUCAAGUCUUAAAGCUCAAAGAAGGGCGAUCUCAAGACCUCAACCGUUCUCGACAUCUCCGCCAGUUCACUCUACAUUUCCCAAGCGCUGUCGCUGCUCAAGAUGGCUUUCUUUGACGAACGCUCCGAGCUGUUGAAAGCUCAGGCCAACGAGUACAAGAAGAUUCUAGCCAACCUGGAACCGCUGCACGUGCCUCAGCCCAAGGAUGAGCGAAUUGAACAGCUGGAGCAGGAGAUCACCAAGGUGAACCACGGCUGGAUAAUGUCCCUUGUCCGCGGCGCAGAAAUGCCCGUGACCAGGACGUCCAAGGCGAUCAUCGACAACGAGAACCAACAGAAGCGCAAUCAGCAAUGAACAUCAAAGGUUAAGUGCGACUGCUUAUUUUAAGAUCGGUACGAAAAACAUGAACGGGCUCUGUUGAAGCUUCCCAGCCAUUAUACUCCAUUCAUAACUAUUCAAUGCGGCCAUUGCUUUAAAUCAGCCUCUGACUCGAUUUAUGUGUAAACUUUUAAACUGUUUUUUUUUGUAAAUUUUCAAUCUAAAAAAAAAACUUGUACCGACUAUGGUUCAGCGAGAAAGAAGCGAUCUGGAAUACGACUUAUCGUCCGAUGGGGGAGAUCAGAGCCGCAACACGCCCAGCAAUGGCUUCCGGGAUCGCUCUCGCGACAUUGACCGCAGCCAACAGAACGCCGAAGAUAUGGCCAGGUAUCUACUAGAACGGGCAACGUUGUAUUGGAACUUGUUCAUCACAGUGACCAACAACCUGAUGGAUCGGUAUCACGUGAAAGAAAUCGCCACUGCAAUCUACGAUGGACUGAAGAAGUAUCCCCUGCUGGUCCUGUCGAUUACUGCCGUAUUUUUCAUCCUAUCGUUACCGUUCAUGAUCUUUGUAUUUUUCACGUUGGCUACGACAAUCAUGACCCUUACCGGGUUUGUGCUGAUCGAAGGAACACUGAUAACCGUGGCGUCGAUGCUGCUGAUUGGAGUACUGAUCGGUGUGGGGUGCCUCUUGGGCACAAUCGGAUUGGUGUUUCUGGUGGGCUAUUUCGUAUUUCCAAGACGUACGACUGGUUGGACAGGUGGGGCGAACAAGGAAUUAGGAGUUUUGGUACGCGACAUGCUCGGAAGGAAAAGUAAAUUAAAAUCUGUGAAAUGUCUCUCUUGUUCUAACGUGGUAAGUCAAGUUACGGGCUCUCUGCUUGGUUCAUGUGCUCAAUAUUAGAUUGAAGUAUUGUAUUCUAUGUAUGCAUAAAUGGAAAAGUAUUACCAUGUAUUAUAUUACAUGGUGGUCGUUGAAAAUAAAAUUGUUUUAAAUAUAUAUAAAAAAUAAAUAAAUAAAAAUGUUAUAAAUUAUGCAAUAAAAAAGUUGACAAUUUAAAUGACUCUGUACUGAUAUUUUUGUUUGAAACAUAUUUUAUCUUUCUCCUUUUAAAUUCUCUUCAAUGGUUGUUUAAAUUGCUUUUGUCAAUUCCAAAAUUACAAUACCUAAUAACUCAAUCUGCAAGGGAAAACUCGAUUUUAAAUCAUAAAUAUGAUUUAAGAUCGAAAAAGGAUACAAAAGCAAUUAAAUCAACCAUUGAACAGAAUUUGUGAUUCCUUUUUUUCUUUUCAAUCGCUUAGAUUACAUAGCUUGCAUAUUACAUCGCAUCGAUUACAUCGUAGUAUGUACGUUGAAAUUAUUACAUCGGAAAAAUUACAUCAGUCGUGUUUAUUACACCAAUAGCUCGCGAGUACGUCGGGCUGUGUAAUAUAACACGACCAAGGGAACGACUUGGUUGCAGCGGUUUCGAUGUAAUAUUCAACAA
Aedes aegypti (yellow fever mosquito) is the source of this 2264-nucleotide messenger RNA. RefSeq lists its product as uncharacterized. Bases 1022 to 1681 code for a protein of 219 amino acids. Lineage: Eukaryota; Metazoa; Arthropoda; Insecta; Diptera; Culicidae. The transcript is spliced from 2 exons. The record is from RefSeq and is a predicted model, not a curated record.